Molecule: messenger RNA, 4518 nt
Organism: Sinocyclocheilus grahami
Lineage: Eukaryota; Metazoa; Chordata; Actinopteri; Cypriniformes; Cyprinidae
Product: translocating chain-associated membrane protein 1-like
Exons: 11
Coding region: 167-1291 (374 amino acids)
Biological process (GO): SRP-dependent cotranslational protein targeting to membrane, translocation; protein insertion into ER membrane
Cellular component (GO): endoplasmic reticulum membrane
Source: RefSeq, a predicted model, not a curated record
GCCAGCUGCGCUGUUCAUGGGGCGCUUCACCGCUUCCGGGUCUCGUCGUUAGCGGGUGUGAGAGCAGCAGGGCUUCGAUGACUGACUAGUGUGAAUUUCCCGGAGAUCUGCGUUAGCUGCGAGUCUCUGCACUGAUCAGGUGUUUGUCCCCCGCGAGAGAAGAGCGAUGGGCUUCCGAAAGAAGAGCAAGAGUCCUCCCGUGCUGAGCCACGAGUUUGUGAUCCAGAAUCACGCGGAUAUGGUGUCGUGUGUGGCCAUGAUCGUCCUGCUGGGGCUCAUGUUUGAGGUGACGGCAAAAUAUGCGAUCAUGUUCAUCACAGUCCAGUAUAAUGUCACACAAACCCUGGAUACGGAUGCAGAGGACAAGCCUGAGCCUUUCAGCUACUACAAAUACGGUCCCAAGGACAUGGCAACGGUCUUCUUUUACCUGCUCAUUGCCAUAAUCCUUCAUGCCCUGAUUCAAGAGUACGUACUCGACAAAAUCAAUCGCCGACUUCAUUUGUCCAAAACAAAGCACAGCAAGUUCAAUGAGUCGGGCCAGCUGGCCACCUUCUACUCGUUCUCCUUCAUUUGGGGCUGCAGCAUCCUCACCAAUGAGGAGUUUGUGACAAAUCCAACUUUUCUUUGGGAAGGUUAUCCUCAUAUCCACAUGGCUUUCCAAGUGAAGUUUUUCUAUAUCUGUCAGAUUGCCUACUGGUUCCAUGCUCUUCCUGAGCUGUAUUUUCAGAAAGUACGAAAGGAGGAUAUUCCACGCCAACUGUACUACAUUUGCCUUUAUAUAUUUCACAUCACUGGUGCCUAUGUCCUCAAUCUCCACCGCCUGGGUCUGGUUCUUCUGGUGCCACAUUAUCUGGUAGAGCUGCUCUUCCACGCCUCGCGACUCUUCUACUUCAGUGAUGAAAACAAGCAGAAAGGGUUCACACUCUGGGCUCUGCUGUUUGUCAUCACACGCCUCCUGACGCUCACCGUUUCUGUCCUGACGUUUGGUUUCGGCCUGUCCCGCACUGAUAAUCAGGGAUUCUCUUUAGCAGAAGGAAACUUUAAUGUGCUGACUGUCAGGAUGACAUGCCUGUCAGCCAUCUGCCUGACCCAGGCCUGGAUGAUGUGGAAAUUCAUCAAUUUCCAGCUGAAGAAGUGGAGAGAACAAUCUCAAAUCCAGGCCAGCAAGAAGAAAGCUGUCAGCCCAAAAAGCAGACCCAGCAAGAAGGACUCACGAGGGGGUUCAGUCAAUGGAGUCAUGAAACCAGAUGACAAGACGUCGCCAAGAGCAAGAAAAUCUAAAGCCUCGUAAGAGGACAGAGAGAGCAGCUGCCCGAAAUGUGAUGCUCUGUUUCCACUCUGAACUUUAGACGAGAAACAGAUUUGAUAACUGCAAAAAGAACCACAGAGACAAACUAAGAACUUCGUUGUAUGGCACAUUCAGGUUUUAUUGAUCUCCUGUUUUUCUGGUCUGCAUCUUAAAAAUUAACUAUAGAUUUAUAAUCAAUCAUUAUAUCCAUUUGCUUGUGACUUUUAGCCAGACUGAGAGGUUUUCUGAGGGUUGACGUGAAGAGUAGAGGUUGCAUCUUCACUCACUUGUUGAGUUUUGUGGUUUGUUGAGUCCAGGAUCUGCAUGACAAAGUCUGUCUUGCUCAGAAGAUGAAGCAUUUAUCCGGCCCUGAACACAACUAAACCCUAUUCAGCACCAUUUCUGCGCUUCUUAUGAAACACACAGUGUGGACAGAAGCUUUUGAGAAGUGUCCUUUGUUAAUUGUUAACCUUUAGACCCUCGGUGAACCCUGAACGCUACUAUGAAGCUCAGUGAGCAACUACAAAGAGGCUGAGGUGGCGAAGGACUGCUACACAACGUAGAUUUCAAACGAACUUAGCUGUGUGAUUUUACAUUUUGAUACUGAGAGCAGGCAGAACUGAUUUUAGCAUCCUGUUUGUGUGUGAAUGUCAUUUGAGGAGAAUCAUUUUAUAAUUGUUUGUAGCGUCUAUGUUUGUGAGAGCGCCCCCUGCAGGCUUGGAUGAUGCUGACAACUAGUUUGAGGGUGUGGUUUUGGUUUUGUUUGAUUGCCAUCUGUGGAGUUUUUCAUGGACUGUGGUUGAGGUGAUUAAAUGAUGGCUCCCCCUGCAGGCUUGGAUGAUCUAUUUCUUUAAGGAAUGAAAUUAAGGGUUCACAUGCUCUCCCCAGGACUAAUAAAGAGCCCAACUGGCCAAGUUUGGUGCCUUGGUGCUUAUCAUGGCUACCUUAUGGUUACCAAUAUAAUCCGUAAUACGUGCGACAAUGGCGAUACCGCUUGUGAUAAGCCUUGGAGCUCAUUAAAGAUUUUACUGUGACAUUGUGUUAGUGUGGAUUUUAUCUUGAACGUUGUAAAAGCCAACCUUUUGUUUCAAAUGAAUGGAAAAUCUGAGCGCAGGAGAACGUCCUGCUCCAGUUAAAUUGAGGGUUUGCCAUGAGUUUUACAGAUGUUUAUGAAGCCCUGAAUCUCUGAUGUGAAGAGUGUUGGAACAUCACUUUUUCAACACGUUGUGGCCUUUUUCCUUACAUCUGAGUGAUCAGCUUCGGUAUCUAUCACCUAUAACUCUGAUAACCAUGCUCGACCGUGUCUGUCAGCAUGCGGUGUGUAGUUUAUAUGAAACCAUACGAUUCUUUAAGUGUCCUUAAGCUAACGACAGUAAACGUUGCGUUCUUUCUCAGUUUGAGCACCAUUGAGUUCUCUUUGCAUCUGUGUUGUGUUUAUUAGUGUGAUGAGAGAGUUUGAUAUCUUUUCCCUCACUGAAAUGCCGUGAUCGUGUGCAUGUUGCGAACUGUGAAAGAAUUGCCUCACUUGAAGCAUUUGAUGAUGCCUAAUAGCAGAAAUAAAACAGUAGGCAUGGAAUCGAAAGUGGCGGUUUGUUAAACAGUUUUUUACUUAUUUUUUUCUAUAAACAAGUGUGAAAGCAAGACAAACUGCCAGUUUAUUACUUUAUUUUAUGAACCCUGUUUUCACAGGGAUUAUACAGAUUCAUAUACACGCAUGUGCUGUGUAUCAGUUGCCAAAUUAUAUGAAAGGGACUUGCCGCGCUCUCCCAAUUACUUUGGUGUUGUCUGUACAUAAUAGAAAUCAUCCUUGGUUCUCGGUACAGUUUGUAGGUCAAGUGCCUAAAUCUGGCUGCAGAACUGGGUCGAUCUGAGUCACGUAAGUUUGCUUUAGUUCGGUACAUUCGUGAAAGAGCCCAGAGAUUUCACAGAGACUUUCACAGUGACUUUGUAACACUCAGAGGUCAUUUUCAAUUCAGGGUUUUAAAACUACAAUCUGUAAUUGCCUUUAGUGACGCUUAAUAACAUGUGUUGAAACGACACAGACGCCUCCAUAUACACCUGUACGGAUACGGCUCGCACGUAUUUAAAAAAAAAUAAAAUAAAAAAUAAAUCUUAAGCUUUGUUUGCAAUGCAAAGCUAAUUCUUGAAAUUCAAGUUGGUGCUGGUUCUUCUCUAACAGAUGUUGUGUUUGAGGUCUGGAGGACUGAACAGAGGAGUAACUUAGGUUAAAUAAAUAAAAUCUCCCAUGUUUACACAAAAAUGAUAUUGAUUUAGUUUUUGUUCCAAACCUCUAAUUAACCCCCAUUUCAAAGUAGAAUGCUUUGUUUUUCCUCACAUCGUUCAGGAUUUGUCAAGAGGAAACCUUUUUUUAUUUUUGUUUGGUUUUGGGUUUUUGUUUUGUUUUCCAUUUUGUUUGCUGACUGAUGUUUGGCAAACGAAACAUGAAAGGAAAAUAAUUAUAUAGAGUAAUUCACUACUGAAUAAUUGUCAGAUUUUUAAACUAUUUUUAUAGCGUUGAACUGUUGAGAGAUGAACAUUAUUUAGAGCAUAUAAAUAUUUUACUGCUUUAUGGGUUUAUUAUUUUUAUACUGUGUGGGAGAAGCUUUCUACCAUUUCAGUGGGACUGCAAAUGACUUCUAGUGGCUAUAAAUAUUGUGAAAAGAUUAGUGCCGCUGUCCCUGAUUUGUCACUGUUUGCUUUGUGUUUUCAAUUUGGGGUAUGAGCAAGUUAUUAAAGUCUGUAAUCUGUAUGGUAAGUCUUCAUUUUGUUUUUUAUUUUUGAGUAGUGGGAUUCUAGUGGAUAAAAACAAAGUAAUGAGAAUAAACUUCACACACUCCCAUUGUUCUGUCAUGUAAGAGACUAAUGGAUAACUGUGGUGAUUUGAUGUGGCUUAAUUGUUUUCAUUUUGUGUAUAUAAAUGUAAAUGGAAGAAAAAAUAAUCACAGAAUACAUGUUUUUACAACAUCAUUUGAAGUGAUCAGUCAUCACCAUAAUUAUUGCUAUAUGUCAAAUUGAAAAGAUGCACCAAAGCCUUCUGGAAUAUCAGAUACACAGAACCUAUAUUAUUUUUCACCAUGCUUUACAUAGUACAAGCACUGUUGCUUUUCUAAUGCUUGCCUGUAUGUUCAGAUAUAUUGGUUUAUAUAUAUAUAUGUUAUUAAUAUAUGUAUUUAUGCAAGUCUGUGUGAUGCUUUUUGUAUGUUUGUCCUUUGAUUAAAUCUUUUGCUUAA